Molecule: messenger RNA, 384 nt
Organism: Sphenostylis stenocarpa
Lineage: Eukaryota; Viridiplantae; Streptophyta; Magnoliopsida; Fabales; Fabaceae
Source: the annotation of a GenBank genome assembly
AUGGGAACAAAAGAAAUUUCGGUUGGGGAAACUAUACAGUGGCAUGUCAUAAAUGGGACAGAUUUACAUUUAUACCAUGCAUCGGAAUCGGACAAUUGUGAAUUGAAGCUAGGCAUCCCUCUUGCUGUUCCCUUCUCAUCUUCUACACAAACACCGGCUCUACUCCACACACCAUCAUAUUUCAUUAAUAACCUUGCAACCCAACAUAGUUCAAGACCUGAAACCCAUGACCAAAAUAAUUCACAGAAUAAAAAACACAGUCUUAGCCUCAUGGCAGAAAAUGAAGGGAACGCACCUCAGAAUUCUGAUGACGUGGAUGUUGAUGAUGAUGCAUGUGUUCGGGGUCAUUAUGCCAUGAAUGAGAAUGCAAAAGAUUCAUCAUAA